AAGUGGUGAAGGGUGGGGGAUUACACCACUCCUAAGGCUACACCCACAUGCUUUUCUAAAACACCCAUCAACACCUUGACAAAAGCACUGCUGAAUAUUCAACAGACAGCAGUUAGAAUCCCCACCCUAAUUUGAGCUCCUCCUUUAGAGUCAUUGGACUUGUUUAAAAAUCUGAAACUCAGUUCACUCAGACACUGAUACUUCAUUCACAUGUGUGUCCAGAUAUAACUUCUGUACUGAAGACAACUUUCCCUGACUACAACAUUAGUUUUGACAAAAGCUGGGGACUUUGACCGCAUCAUGGCUGAUCAACAGGAUGAUCUCCGUGCUUUACUAAAUUAUUCUGGUGAACCGACCUGGGAGCGGGCUGUUGCCAAAGCCAGAGAAGAAGUUGAUAGGUUAGAUCAUGUCACUCUCAACAUUGCUGUGACAGGGGUGACUGGGGCAGGAAAGUCCUCCUUCGUUAAUGCCAUCAGAGGUCUUCAAGAACCUGAGGAAGGAUCUGCACCCACUGGAGUCAAAGUAACCACCAAGAAGCUCGAAGAGUACCCCCACCCAACCAUGCCCAAUGUGAAGAUCUGGGACCUGCCAGGCGUAGGGGGUGAACAAUUCAAAGCAAAAACCUACAUGAAAGAUGUCAAAUUUCAAACCUAUGACUUCUUUAUCAUAGUUAGUGCAUCAAGGUUCACGGAGAAUGACAUCAUGUUGGCAAAUGAAAUCAAGAAAACGGAGAAGAAUUUCUACUUUGUUCGCUCGAAGACUGAUAAUGAUGUAGCAAAUGAAGGAAGAAAGAGAGUAUCAGAGGAGGCAACACUUGAGAACAUACGGAACAGCUGUGAGGAUAAUCUCAGCACAUUUGGAUCCCCUCCUGUCUUCCUCAUUACAUCCCAUAACCUGGAAAGGUUUGACUUUCAGGAACUGGUAAAUACUCUGGAGGGAGACCUUCCAGAUCACAAGAGAGAUGCUCUGGUUAUGAGUUUGCCUGUUUAUUCCAAGGAGUGUCUUGACAAGAAAUACAGUGAAUUCAAGAAAGCAGCAUGGGCUGUGGCCAUCACAUCAGGUGGCAUAGCGGCAGUCCCAGUACCAGGUCUGUCACUAGCAUGUGAUGUUGCCAUGGUAGUGUCUUUCCUAACCAGAUGCUACUUUUCAUUUGGUCUAAAUGAUAAAUCCCUUGAAAAGAUGUCAGAGAGAGUAAACAAGCCAAUACUGGCAAUGGUUAGAGAAUCAUCUCUUGUCAUGGCGAUUGCUGAAGAAUCAUCGCUUACAACAAAAAUAGCAAGAAGACUUGCGGUAGCAGGUGUAAUUGAGUCACUGUGCAUCCUUGUGCCUGUUGCUGGCAACAUAGCAGCAGCUGGAGUAUCGUUUGUUUCAACACAAUCUGUGCUCCUAGAAGGGUUGAAGGAACUGUAUAGUGUAGCCAAAAGGGUGAUUGAAAUGGCAGAACUACCAUAGAGUAAUGCAAACAUGUGACCCAGGCUUAAUGGUCUGGAAUGCUCGACAUGUUCAUUUUUUUUCCAUUUCCUCCAUGCAGGCUAUUGAUUUUAUUGGCAAUGGUUCAACAAUCCAAACAAUUGCAGACUAAAAGCAUUCACCUCAUUGAUCUCAUGUUAACCAAGACUUACUGGUUUGGGCAGGUUACUGUUUUUCUUUUUCUAUUUUUAGGUUUCUUUUAAGAUAUGUAAGUUAAGCACUUCUAUUAAACAUUAAUUUAUAUACCGUAACUGGGAAUGAACUGAAGUAUUCUUUGCAUUGUAAUCAGGGUGUAGGUGGGUGACAGUGUUACUUGGUGGGGCUUACCUCUGUGUGCUGUUAAAGUGUUGUUUUUGUCGUGAAUUACAAUCUUUGUUGAAUGUAAAACAUCAUUACGUUAUGAAUGUUUUCUUUGAUUUUCAAAAGACUACUCAAACAAAUGACGUUGUUGUUGAUAAUGCUUUCUGCUGUAUUUUUUUUUUCAACACUUGAAUAUAAGUAAUAAAGCUGUAAUAUCAUUUGGCAAUGUUUUACACAAUACAUAAACAAAAAUGAUUACACUUACUGUAAAAGAAAAGAUGUUGUUCCUGACUGAUGUUAGCAACAUUGCUAGCUAUUGUAAGCUAGCUGGCUAACCAAAAUCGAAUGCAAAGUGUGUGGUACUUUUACACUAAAACGCCUCAACUCAGAGACUAUUUGGAGAGGCUAUGACUAGACUAGGCAAUGCCCAAGGCCUUGCAUUUAUCUUGUUGUCUGUAAUGACAACAUGGUAAUGACUGACAACAUGGUAACACUGGAAAUGCAAAAGAUGCUUUGUCUAUGUGAGACAAUUUGAACCGUAAAAAACCCCGGAAUAAAAAUGUAUUUAAAGAA
Molecule: messenger RNA, 2343 nt
Organism: Clupea harengus (Atlantic herring)
Lineage: Eukaryota; Metazoa; Chordata; Actinopteri; Clupeiformes; Clupeidae
Product: interferon-inducible GTPase 5-like
Exons: 2
Coding region: 301-1452 (383 amino acids)
Cellular component (GO): membrane
Molecular function (GO): GTP binding
Source: RefSeq, a predicted model, not a curated record